This is a messenger RNA of Lotus japonicus, 519 nucleotides long. Its product is annotated as putative F-box/LRR-repeat protein At4g13960. Lineage: Eukaryota; Viridiplantae; Streptophyta; Magnoliopsida; Fabales; Fabaceae. The transcript has 2 exons. Bases 33 to 443 code for a protein of 136 amino acids. The record is from RefSeq and is a predicted model, not a curated record.
AAGACAAUUAUAUCAAUUCCUACUACAGAGAAAUGCCUGUGUUUCGAAACUUAAUCAGCCUUGAGCUUACCUUUCCUCGCUUCCGUGGCUGGUUUGAUGUAGUGGAAGUGCUUCCUUAUUGUCCCAAUCUUCAAUCUCUUGCCAUUGAAAAGGGUAAGUACAGGAGAAUUAUCGAAGAUCAAUUGGAACAUACCAUAGAACCUGUUGUUCCAGAAUGUGUUUCAUUGCACCUCAAAACAUGUUCUGUUAGACACUAUCCGGUUAAAAGCAUGUAUGAAGAUUUUGAUUUGGCAGCAUAUAUCCUUCAAAAUGCGAGGGUUUUACAAGUGCUGACUAUUCACAUGGACCCUUAUCACUCAACGGAAUCUGAGAAGGACCAAUUCUUCAAUUAUUUAUCCAGGUGCCCGAGGAUCUCUCAAGCAUGUAAAAUUGAGUGCAACUAGGUUCUAAAUAUCUGCUGUUUCCAAUAAUUUCUUCUACCCAUGAAUGCAAUUGCUAUUGUUGGAUUUGAGAGGAUAU